AUGUCCAAACUGUGGAAAACGGUCGUCUUCAGUUUGUUCAUUCGCUCGAUUCUUCCGUAUGAACUCGAAAACUUCGAUCAGAACUUGGUUUAAUGUUUUUCUCAAUUUUUGGCAAAAAUAUCACACAACUUCAAAAAGCUGGAUGUUUCAAAGCAUACUGAACUUUUCGAAAAAGCAUAGUCGAAAAUUGGUCUCACUGAGAAUAUUUUAAGUCAUCUAUGAUUUUUUUUUUUCCUUAUCUAGGAUGAAAUAUUUGAUGGUACGACAAAAUCUCAAGUCCGCAAAUCUCGAGGACCGUAAUCUUGUGUACGCAGAUCUAAAGUCCCAUAAUCUUGGAAACCACAAUCUUGGAAAGCAAAAAUCUUCCUUUUUAGUCUUCUUUAUUGCACUUUAUCUACUUAUAUUCUCUUGUUUGGAUCACCGAAUACAAUUUCUGAUAAAAUCUAUUCCACAGUGUUCCCAAACGAGCGGCAGCUGUGGUCAGUAGGCGUGGCUAACUGCAACAGCGGCACGGUUUAUUGCAAUAGGGGCGCGGGGAUGAGAGUCAAGUUUUGUGGAUUUAGUGGUUGGAAAAAGACCAUUAAAUGAUGUUUUUCCUAGGUUCUCGCAAGUUUUCGAAGAUUUUUAAUGUGUAUAUAAUUAUAACGAACAAAUUUAAAUGAAAAAAAGAGACGAAAAAAAGUUUUUUUGCAAAAACAAAAAUAUCUCCCAAAAAUGUCGUUUUUUUAGGAAAAACUCGUCAAAUCGAACUUCCAAAGGGAAAAAUUGAGAAAAAAAGCUCAAAGCACUUCUUUUUAAGAAAUACCACUUGAACGUUUUAAAACAAAAAAACAGAUACAUAAUAGCUUGUAGGAAUAAAGUUGUCACCCAAAAUGACAUUUUCAAGAAUAAAUUCGUCGGAUACUGCCUCGAAAAAAAAAUUUUGAGAAAAAUCUCACAGCGUUUCUCUCAAGAAAGUCCAUUCGAAAAUUCAAAAACAAAAAAACAAACGAAAUAUCUUAUGCGAAAUAAGUUGUCAUCAAAAAUGUCAUUUUAAUGCAAAUUUCUGUGACGAGAACAAUCGAAAAUCACUUCAAAUCUCUGGAAAACGCGAUAAACACGUUUUAAGAACACAUACAGCGUGAAAAAAUACGAAAGAAUGGUAAAAAACGCAAGAAAAAGAGAAAAAACCGUAUUAAAAGUGAAUGAAAUUUUGUGGGGGUGACACGCGCCGCACCGCGUUGCGUUAGAAAAAACUCGCGUUUUCGCCCCAUUGCGACGACCUUUUUUUUGGCUUGCCGCCGUCUCUUUUGGAACACUGUGAUUCGCAAAAGCGUUGAUUUUUACUUUCCAAGAUUGUGGUUUCCAAGAUUAUGGGACUUUAGAUCUGCGUACACAAGAUUACGGUCCUCGAGAUUUGCGGACUUGAGGUUUUUGUCGUAUCAUCAAAUAUUUAUCAAAAACCCCUUUCUAGAUUUGCCCAUCGAUAAAGGAUGGCGAUCUGACGACAAGAACUGAGCUCGCAUACGUUUUCUGUCCGAGAAACUCGGUGAUUCUUUCAUUUAUCACGAAUUUAACCUUUUUUGUGGUUACCAGAGAUGCUUCGUUGAAAUCAAGCCCAAAAAAGCGGAUAGAGAGAAUCAAAUCAAAAUGGUGAUCAAUGUCGGCUGCACGGCGGAUAAUGUGAAUUGAAAAACAGACCGACGUGGGAUUUUUGAAUGAGAAUGAGUUCUUCAAGCAGUUUUUCACGCAAAUUUCGGAUCUAGGCUCAAAAAUUGCCGAGGAAAUUGGGAAAGAAGUCAGGUUUUAUCAAUAUAGGCUCUUCCGCUGGUACAACUAGAGCGUGUGAGAAAUUUAAAAAACUUAUUCGUUGGUCCAAAAUUUCAGUAUCUAUCCAUGCCUACUAACAUCAUAACUAUCGUCAAAUAAGGUCUCAGAAAAUUGAUAUCUUUUUAAAAUAGGCAAGUCAAAAAAAAAAAACCGAAUAAAUCCUUAAUGCUGAAAAAUAUACCUUACAGGAUUUUGUAUGAUCUAAUUUAACCAAUUUUCUUCAAAAAACGAAAAAUCGAUACUUCUCAUCAUCUAUGCCAGUUAUAUCAGUAUCCACCCUCAGAAUAUAAGCUCAAUCGAAGACUUUUUCAAUUCUCAGCGCUGAUAGCUUCUCUCACAGUUUUUUUCGGGAGUUUUCUAGCCUAGAGUCGAAAUUCUUGUGAAAAAGUGCCCCUAAUUAAUGCCUGUCUAAUUCAAAAGUCCUACUAGGAACUCAGACACAAUUCUAGUUGAAAAACGAAAGUUUCCGACCGAAAAAAUUUCAGGUAUUCCUCGAUUUGUGCAAAAAAACUGGGGAAAAUUGUGUUCACAGUUACACGCCGAAGAGCGUCUACGCUAGCACGAUCUGUUGCGCUUCGAACCCCUCACAAGUUUUCAGGGUAUUUUCUUGUUUUUUUUAAGCCUUAAAUGACCACAAAUACCUCUUAAAACAGCUCUUCGCCUCGAUAACCUAAUAACAUCAGUCCAUGCGCCUUUAAACUCAUAUGUAUGAAGUUUUCCAAAUAAAUGGAAACAAUGUUUUCAGACCAUUGGCUAUCGAAUAAUGUACGAGUCGGAAUUUAAGCGCGUUCGAAAUAUCCUACGUGACUCUGUAAUUUUUCAAUUUUUAACUUUAUUUUUCUCUGAAUCAACUUUCAGGAAAGGCUCCACAAUUUCGAUGAUUAUAAAGAUAAUCCGGUAAUUUUUUUUCUAUUUUAUUAUGCUGAAAAUUUUUUGCUGAGCUUGUUGAAACUUAGCAUGAACUUUUGUUUAAAACUUUUGUCAAUGCGUCUUUCAACGUAACAGCAAGAAAUUUUAAAAGCUGCGAAAAAUUAUUUUCAUGAUUUCCAACCUAUUAAGAUCGACAAAGUUUGGCUAGUCGUAAUCAUCGUCUUGUCGAGCGUCGUUUUUGGCAUGUCCGUGAUGUGCUCCAUCCUCACGCUUCUUCAAUAUCGCUAUUACUGA
Caenorhabditis auriculariae is the source of this 2973-nucleotide messenger RNA. NCBI's taxonomy places the organism in Eukaryota, Metazoa, Nematoda, Chromadorea, Rhabditida, Rhabditidae. The record is from the annotation of a GenBank genome assembly.